Messenger RNA from Euleptes europaea (tarantolino), 752 nucleotides. RefSeq names its product pulmonary surfactant-associated protein A-like. NCBI's taxonomy places the organism in Eukaryota, Metazoa, Chordata, Lepidosauria, Squamata, Sphaerodactylidae. Gene Ontology annotation, cellular component: rough endoplasmic reticulum; multivesicular body. Bases 1 to 750 code for a protein of 249 amino acids. The record is from RefSeq and is a predicted model, not a curated record. The transcript is spliced from 4 exons.
AUGAGGCUUUUGCACCAGUUGCUUUGUGCCGUGGUAGCGGUGGCUGCGUUUUCCUUGCCGUGUCAUGCAGAGGACAAGUGUGGGGGGAUUCCCGGGAUCCCUGGAACACCAGGAGCAAACGGGUUGCCUGGGAGAGAUGGAAGGGAUGGUAUGAAAGGAGACCCGGGACCGCCAGGUCCUGUGGGGCCUCCUAAUGGCUUGCCAGGUGCUGCUGGAAGAGAUGGACUUCCUGGUCCAGAAGGGGAAAAAGGGGAACCGGGCAAGAAGGGAGACAGAGGGGAACCUGGACCACAAGGUCUUCCAGCUUCUCUGGACCCUGAAGUGCAGAAAGCCCUCAGACAUCUGAAGCAGAAAAUCCUGCGACUUGAAGGAGUCCUUGCUUUGGAAGGAAUGAUAACUAAAGUGGGAGAUAAAAUACUUGCUACCGAUGGGAAGGAAGUGGAUUUUGAAACCACACGCCAAACGUGCCAAAAUGCUUGGGGUUCCAUUGCAACCCCCAAGAACGAAGCAGAGAAUGAAGCUAUUCUGGGUAUUGUGAAAGAGAGAAAUCGAUACGCUUAUCUGGGAAUGAAGGAAGGCCCUGUUCCAGGGGAUUUCCUUUAUUUGGACAGGUCACCUCUGAAUUAUACAAACUGGCGUCGGUACGAACCCAAUGGCAAAGGCGUGGAAAACUGUGUGGAGAUGUACACGGACGGCGGAUGGAAUGACAAGAAAUGCAACCAGUAUCGCCUCACCAUUUGCGAAUUCUAAAC